Molecule: messenger RNA, 264 nt
Organism: Monoraphidium neglectum
Lineage: Eukaryota; Viridiplantae; Chlorophyta; Chlorophyceae; Sphaeropleales; Selenastraceae
Exons: 5
Coding region: 1-264 (87 amino acids)
Biological process (GO): proteolysis
Molecular function (GO): serine-type endopeptidase activity
Source: RefSeq, a predicted model, not a curated record
AUGCCUAAAGAAGAGAUAGGCGCCCUCAGGUUCCUCCAGGACAAUCCCUCUUACGACGGCCGCGGUGUCAUCAUAGCCAUCUUUGACACGGGUGUGGACCCGGGGGCGCCGGGCCUGCAGGUCACCAGCGAGGGCAAGCCAAAGAUCAUCGACGUCAUUGACUGCACCGGCAGCGGCGACGUCGACACGUCCAAUGAGGUCGACGCUGACGAGGACGGCUUCAUCAUUGCGUGGCACUUCCACACACAGCAACAGCACAGCUGA